This is a messenger RNA of Euleptes europaea (tarantolino), 4288 nucleotides long. RefSeq names its product FA complementation group A (gene FANCA). Gene Ontology annotation, biological process: interstrand cross-link repair; regulation of regulatory T cell differentiation. Bases 1 to 4278 code for a protein of 1425 amino acids. NCBI's taxonomy places the organism in Eukaryota, Metazoa, Chordata, Lepidosauria, Squamata, Sphaerodactylidae. Gene Ontology annotation, cellular component: Fanconi anaemia nuclear complex. The transcript has 43 exons. The record is from RefSeq and is a predicted model, not a curated record.
AUGGAGGGCAGCGGCGCCGGAGCCGGCCCGGCUCUCUCCGCGCUCCUGGCAGGAAGAGCCAAGAAAGGGACCCAUGAGCCCAGAAAUGCACAAGAGGUACAGGAGGCGGCUCUGCGUCUUUUGAAUUGUCAUCAGAAUCUGAGUGACCUCUUGCUGGAGGUGGGAACUUCAGAAUUCUCUGCCCUGCAGGAAGAGGCCUCUGUGCUUGGUGUGCCACUGGGAAUCUUGUCGGCCAGAACGGCAGCUGCCAACAUUGAGAAGAUCUCAGCAGAGUCUGGGAAGGCCGUGCUGCUGAAUGCAGAGCAAAGGCAAAAGCUAUCCUGCUUCCUUCAGACCUUGAAAGAUUUAUUAUCACGCAAUGCUUUCUGCCAUUUGCUGUUUGCUCAAGAGCUGUGGAGAAUGCAAAACCCCCUCAACCUGGAGCUUGCUUGGCACCUGCACAGAGAAGGCAUCCUUAGCCUGGAGGAGCUACUGGAGAAUCAUCCAGACUCGUCUGCCCUGGUGGGUUGGCUGUGCAGCAGCCUCCGUCUUCUGUGCCACCAGGUGGAAGAUUCUUCCCUGGACACAGAGGCCCUGCAAGGCAUUCUGACAGACUUUGCGAUUGUGUUUCUUUAUAACGGAUUCCAGAAAACAUCAGACAUGGGAAAGAAGUUGGAAUCACAGCCAAUCUCCUCCCAAAUCUGCUGUGCUGUACUGGAGGGAAUGCUGUCAUGGGUACUUGAUACAGCAGCUAAGGAAAAGCAAGAAGAUGCCUCUACAUUGAGGGCAGUGAAGUGUUGGCUGGGCGUGUUCAGCUUGACAGCGUCCCGAGGCACAGUUCCUUCCGAGUCUCUACAGCAGUUCUUCAGCCACACCUUCACCCACGUUCUUACUUACAAUCCUCAGCUAAAAGUUUCUGAUGCCGUCGGCCUACAGCGAGAGUGGAGCUUUGCACGAAACAGCUCACUGCUAACCACACUGUAUCGGAAACUGUUUGUGGUGCUCAGAGCAGAGAAGCUGAUAGGUCAUCUGCAGCAGGUGCUGGAGACUAAUGAAGUGAACUGGCAUCAUGUGCUCUCCUGCAUUUCCAUGCUGUUGGUCUGCCACUCUGAAGCAGAACAGCUGGUUAAAGACCUCAUGGGCCAUCUCUUGAGAAAAGGCUUUGAGAACUAUGACCUGGAAAGCUUGAUCACAGCAUUCUUAAUUGCCCGCCAGGCAGCCCUCGAGGGUCCUGCUCUGUUCAUGCCAUAUUCUGAAUGGUUUAAGCUUGCCUUUGGGAGUGCCAACGGUUUCCAUGGCAGCAGCAAGAAGGCUGUGGUCUUCCUCUUCAAGUUCCUGUCAGAGCUGGUGCCCUUUGAAGCCCCACAGUAUUUGAAGGUUCACAUCAUGCACCCUCCUUUUGUGCCCGCUAAAUACCGCCCCUUUCUCCUGGAAUAUAUCACUCUGGCCAAAACCCGGCUGGCAGAUUUCAAGGUUGCAAUAGAAGACAUGGGCAUCUAUGAGGAUUUAUCUUCCACAAAGGAGGCUGUGCAGCCACAUUGUCAGGCACUUCAAGACGUUGAAAAGGCUGUUCAGAUAUUUGAAAACACGGGGAAGAUUCCGGCAGUUGUGUUGGAAGCCAGCGUCUUCAGGCGGCCCUAUUACAUCUCCCGCUUCCUUCCUGCUUUGCUCAUGCCACGUUUGAUCCCUCAAACACCGGAUUCACACAUGGCUUUAAUAGAUGCCUUAAAGAGAGCUGAAAAGAUUCCUCUGAAUACGUAUUCCAGGUUUAUUGAAGAAUGUCAGUCUGUUAAAGAGAAGUUCUUACAGGGUGGCUGUCCUGAAACCAAGACAGGUGACCUCAAGGAGCCCUUGGGACUAUUGAAGGCUGAACUCGAAGACCUGAAACGGCUGGUUACGGACCAAAGCAUGCAAGAUGGUGUGCCUGCUCAGGUGGCUGUUGUAUCUGAGAAACUGGCGGGUGUUCUGGGACGUAGGAAAGAUGAGGAUGAAGCAGCAUCUCUGAGCCUUAGAAUCAAGCUUAAUCUUUCUGUUCCUGAAGUGCAGCAGCAGGACCUAGAGGUUGUCGAUCUUCUGCUGACAGCGUUUUGCCAGAAUGUCAUGGCUGCUUCCUACUUCAGCCCUCCAGACAGGCAAGGGGCCUGGCCAUCCCUCUUCGUGAAAAUGCUCUGUGGACACCGGCAACUCUUACCGUCCCUGCUGAGCCGGCUCUGCCAGCUUAUUUAUCAUCAGGGUCCUUCUCUCAAUGACACUCACGUCAUUGGCCUAGCUGUCUUUGUGGUUCAUUUAAACGAAGCCAGAUCCUUAAUUCCGGAGGUGGACCUCUGCUCCUGGGUUCCACACGAUGUCACUACCAGAGGCCUGCCUGUGGCUGAACUCUGGGAUCAUCUCUUGGCCUGCAGGACGGGAGAAUCGAUAGUCUUCUGCAUGCGGUUUUGUACAGCAGCUGUCUCUUAUUCUCUGUGCAAGUUUUCUUCCUUUUCUCAUGAGUUUCCCUGCACCUCACUUUAUCCUGGUUUUGUAAAAAAGCUCCAAUAUGUUGUGCCACGGCUCAGUUUAGAAGCCCGAGGAACCCUCUGUGGAGGAGACGUGGCUGAGUUUCCUUGGAAGUCUUUAUUCCACUCUGCCCUCUGCUGCCAGAAAGCCGUCCUCUGCUUGUGGAAGCAAACACUCUUUCAGAAACUCCUGCAAGAGAAAAAGUUCCAGCUGACCCUCCAGGAGUGGCUGCUGCUGGAACUAGGAGUCUAUCCUGACGAAGACAUUCUUUCUGCCUCUGAAAGGCAGGAGUUCCAUUACUGGGCUUUGUAUCAGCAGUAUCUCCCGGCCUCUGAUGCUGCUGGAGGCUGUGACGGGGACCUGCGAGAGGCGAGUGCUGUUCUCAUCGGCUCCAUCCUGGAUUUCUGCCAAAGAUCAGAGUUGUCCAACUGCACCCACUUAGAGAAGCGAAAACACUCUAUUCCCCAGAGGAGAGGAAACCCUGAGAUUCAUUGCCGGUUGCAGGAGAUGCUGCUGGAGGUGGAACUGGAGCGCAGGAGAGUCCCACCCGACAGCCGUGCGGCCAAGGAGCACUUCCUCUUCAGGGCGCUCCGGGAGCGGACAAAAGCUCUGGGAGCAGAUUCUGCGGAGGGUGGAAGGCUGCUCAGGCAUCAGGAGCUGAUCCUUCAAACGAGGAUUCUCUUGGGUCUUCCUCCUUCACUCCUCAUCACAACCCAGUGGAAAGGGAAAGAGGUCACCUUGGACUGCGAGGACUUCUUCUGUUUUGUAAACACAGGACUGAAGAACGUCUGCAGCAGAGGUUAUGCGCUCUCUUAUGACAUCACGGCUCACUUCUUCAGGGGCUUGCUGAGCGCCAGUCUGGAGUGCAACAGGUCUGCACAGGAGGUGACGGCUGUCCUUGCGUCAUGUCAAGCCAGGUGUCCUGUCCUCCUGUGUUCCGCUGCGCAAUGGUGGCGUAAGCUGGAGCCGGUGCUCUGCUGCGAGUGGAAGAGACUCUUCACAGCGCCCCUUGCCCAGGGGUUGCAGAGGCUUGGGGAGCUGCAGUGCUCCGUCAGCAGCUUCCUCUCCUCAGAACCCUCUUCUCUGGUCUCCGAUGUCCCCUGGAUUUCUGCCGCCUUCCUAUAUUUCACCAUUCAGGAGCAAACAGCGUGUGAAAAAACAGGAGAGGUGGUGGCGCGACUGGGGCCUGCAUCAGGACAACUCAUGGUGUGCCUCCUCUUCUUUUCACUCAUGGAUUUCAUCUCAGCAAGGGUUGCCCCACAGGAAGGGAUGGAUGUGUCCAGAGCCUUGGAUCAGAGCUCCCAGAUAGCCCAGAUGCUGGAGGCGCAGGGCCUCGGCUGGCUGGCCCUCUUCUGCUCAGGAGAGACAGAGCAGAGCCUUUGUCAAAUCCUGCGUGGGGCUGUAUCAGAUCAACACCUGAAGCAGCUGCCAGUAGCCUUCUAUAGCCUCCUCUUCGCCUUGCACCCAGAACGGCUCAUCAGAGAGCAGAUGUUCCUGCCUGUGGCCGUUGACAUGUACACGCAGUUGCUGCAGCUCUUUAGAGAAGGCACAGUGGGAGCGCUGGACCAGAGAGAGUUGCACGCGCAUGGCGAGGAGCCUGAGGAUCCUCUAGCAGUGACACAAGCAGCACGACAGUUCCUGGUCCGGGCAAUCCCGCAGUGUCCUCUGGAGAGCUUCUCCCACCUCCAUCAGUUACUGGAUCUCUGUGGAGAGCUUGACCCUGAGCUGAAAGCCGCCCUCAUUAACUGCCGGCAACCCACUGCAGAGGGGAGUUUGUCUGAUGAAGAGCUGCUUCUUUUCUGAGGGAUGGGGG